AUGCCAAAUAGCCAAGUACUAACCGAGCUGCUCCGCAAACUCAAAAUCGCAUCGUUGAACGAUAUCGCCACCUUGAUCGGGGCGCCGAUUCCAGCACCUACAAAAACCGCCCGCAUCCAAGGCUUAUCAUCUCAGUUCCACUUCUACCAGCAACAAUACGCUCCGCUCGCGAAACUCAACACUCUAGCACUCGACUUGGGGAUCAAGAAUUUUUCCUAUUGCAAGAGCUCAAGCAGUGGUCACGCGUGGCCCGUGCACAUUACCAAAUGGGACAAGUUCAGCCUACACGAAAGAUACAACGCCACCAACACCAACAAUAAUGGACCAUUGUAUCAGCCGUUGCUCCAUCCGGAUUCAAUGGUGGACAAGUACAGACUCUUCAGCCAUCUAACGUCACGUCUCGUAAGCGACAUCAAACCGGAAAUAGCCAAUGUGCGAGUCAUGGAAGUCCAGCGCACGCGCUCGAAUCUCAACUCGGCGACCUUGCCGUCAAUUCUCCAGGUGCACGAUUUGGAAAUGUUGCUCAUUGGCAGGAUCUACCCCGAAUUGGUGAUACCUGUAACAUCACAUCGCAUGAUGAAUUUCUGGCUCUACAAGUAUAUCGCGCCCGAGGUGGCUCCGCUGAUGAAGAGGAAUACCAAGAUUGUGCGGCGCGAGUUGGCGUUUGCGUGGUUUGGGACGUUGUACCGCUUCGCACCUUCGUUCCUCGCAGAUCUUGGCGUUAAUAAUGAAGAUAAUGACAAAAGUGGUGGGGUUUUAAACAAGAGGACCUUGCUCGGAUUGAUGAAAUUGGACUCGAGCGACAAGACGGACGACUUGGUGGAUUCGCUCCUUUACAAUCUCUACAUCAAUGCCCAAUUCAUGAAUUUGGCGUCGUUUACGCGCAUAUUUGAGCAAGGUGGUACGAGCGACGAUAUCUUGCUGCUCAUUGACGAGAAAACUCGUUUUCACCGUGAUUUGAUCCGGCCGGUUAUGGAUAAGUUUGGAUUUGUCUACAAGGAAGAUAAGAAAAAGUGA
Molecule: messenger RNA, 1017 nt
Organism: Lodderomyces beijingensis
Lineage: Eukaryota; Fungi; Ascomycota; Pichiomycetes; Serinales; Debaryomycetaceae
Source: the annotation of a GenBank genome assembly